Molecule: messenger RNA, 1122 nt
Organism: Penicillium nucicola
Lineage: Eukaryota; Fungi; Ascomycota; Eurotiomycetes; Eurotiales; Aspergillaceae
Product: glycosyltransferase family 32 protein
Exons: 2
Coding region: 1-1122 (373 amino acids)
Biological process (GO): mannosyl-inositol phosphorylceramide biosynthetic process
Molecular function (GO): mannosyltransferase activity
Source: RefSeq, a predicted model, not a curated record
AUGAUGAGCUUCUGGCGACACUUACACCGCGGGGCUUUUAGAGCCUUCUACGCCAACAAAAGCACAACACAUGAUGAAGAGAAUCUUGGUUGUGGAUCUGAAUUGUUGAGAUGCACACGAAAAAAUCGACAACGGAUACCAAGGCCGAAAAAGUCUACCUGGCUUAUUAUUCUAAUAGAUCUGGUGGUCGUUUGCCUGCUGCUUCAGACUUUCGAGCCCCUCAUUAUUCUGCUACGCAGAAAUGAAGAGCUCUUUGGAUCGCGGGUAGCUCUGCAUACUACUUACACGCCUGAUGCCGAGCAUCAAAGAGCCUCUUCGUGGGAGAUACCGCGAAUCCUACACCAAACCAGUGCCACUGAAACGAUACCAGACAAGUGGAUUCAGUCGCAGCAGAGUUGCAAAGAAGCCUAUUCGGACUUUGAUUACAAGCUAUGGACCGACGAGUCGGCGCGAAACUUCCUUUCUAUCGAAUACCCUUGGUUUGUCGAUACCUGGGACAAAUACAACUUCCCAAUCCAGCGUGCAGAUGCUCUACGCUAUUUUGUUUUGUAUCAUUUCGGUGGUGUCUACCUCGACAUGGAUACCUGGUGCAACCAAACAUUACCCAUUCACGAGAUUGAAUCUGACACAUCGACACAGUACGCCUUGUUCAAAUCAACAGUGCCGACCGGCGUGACCAACGACUUCAUGGUAACCACUGCAAGACAUCCAGUUUAUGCGGCAGCAAUUGCCAAGUUACCCAUCUUCCAUGCGAUAACUCGCCCCUGGGCUCAAUGGCAGCCAUACUGUGCCAUUAUGAUAUCCGCCGGGCCCAUGUUCCUCACUCUUGUGAUCAAGGAAUACUUGAUUCAACAGCCUUCACUACCCUCGCCGAUAGUAGGGGUUAUCAAUGCAACGCAGUUAGCGCCGUACACUACCGAUCUGGAGAGCGGUACUUGGCAUAAAUCCGAUGCACGUGUGCUCAUGUGGAUUGGACAUAGGCCAUGGACUUGGUUCUUGAUGGGAGCCGUCGGAUUAGCGAUUGGUCUAUCGAUCUUUCAUCGUGUGCUCAUGAUGAUCUUUGGUGUACUUCGCAGGGUCAAGUCCGACUCCUGCAAACCGAAAUUGGCCAAGGCAUCAUAA